Molecule: messenger RNA, 2537 nt
Organism: Colias croceus (clouded yellow)
Lineage: Eukaryota; Metazoa; Arthropoda; Insecta; Lepidoptera; Pieridae
Gene: Miga
Product: mitoguardin
Exons: 10
Coding region: 255-1832 (525 amino acids)
Biological process (GO): mitochondrial fusion
Source: RefSeq, a predicted model, not a curated record
GGGAAAUUUAAGUAAACACGGACAGUGUGAAAAUUACCUAUCUUUCCAAUAAUGUUAAUUAAAUUGGAAACCGUCUAUUAAAUUUAUUUAAUAUACUUUAGGACUAUUUGUAACAAUAUAUAUUAGUGCAUAUCAUGCUUGAUUGUUAGACCUAACUAAAAACUAGAUCUAACAUCUAACCUUAAUUAUAUAUAAGGCAGAACAAUUUAAGAAAUUUAAUAAGAAAGACAUAAGUGGAUUGAUCGUUGUCCAAAAUGCAGCAUAUUAUACAAGCCAGCCCAAUAAUGGAUAAAAUAAAGCAAUUCCAGCAUGCUGUAACAUUCAGGUUUCAACUUACCACUUCACAGAAGGUCAUACUUUGGAGUAUUGGUGUAGUGGGUACUAGUGCAGUGGUGGUGGGGGUACUCUCAAGGUAUUUAGCAAGAAGGAGGGCAAAACCUCUUCUAAAUCCCAGGAUUCAAAGGGCUAUUAAUAAGAGAUUGUCAAGAAUGAGAAGUCCUAAUGGAGGGAUGGGUUCAGUAGCGAGUAGCGGAGGAAGGAGCAGUCCCUUGGGCUUUAGUGAGCGACUCUCAGUGGCAUCUGGAUCAAUUGGAUCAGGUGCGGGAGAUGCUGCUCCUCUAUCACCACAGCAACUUGGUGUUAUGGGUAUGGAAGCUCUGGAAACGAGUAUAAACUACUGGGAAGAUGCGCUGGCCGCAUUUUCGGUGAACGCACGAGGCGGCGGCGCCGGCACGCUCGCACUCACCUCGCCUGAGGAGGCGGAGUUCUGUAGAGAGAUACAGGAACUGCUACAAAAUGCCUAUUUGCUACAGGAGCGUUGCGAGCUCCUGUUCCUCGACCAGCGGUCGGUUCUGUUCCGCUCAGAGAGCGGUGGCGGGGGCGGGGCCGGGGAAGGGUCGCUCGCGCGCGUGCGGCUGCUCUCUACACACACGCACGCAGGUUCCGACCGCACGAAGGAGCUGCACUCCAGCGCUGAGUCCUUCGCCUCGGCUGAGGAUCAGGUUGCAGACCUCAGAGACUUCGACGAUUUAGCUGAAACAGUGCCAGAAAUAGAAAAUCUAGAAUUAUAUCAAAUGGGUCUUAAGCAGCUAGAAACUGGGAUACCUUAUAGAACGCUCCGCACGGAGGUGUUGUCGUGCGGCUCGGACGCGGAGUUCCUGUGCAAGCUGCACGGCGUGCGCCUCGCCUUCCGCGCCGUCUUCCGCGACCACGCUGCUUGGGCGUGGUUCAUCGAUGCCGGUCGGCAGGUGCUCACCGAUCUGCUGCUGUUCGCUGACAAGGAACCUAAAGAAUUUCUAGUCGCGUAUGAAGAAAUGGUGUCAUGGACGACGGAUGCUGCCAACUGGACUGUGUUAGAAAGCGAACUGACAAGCAAGGGUGUUAAGGUCCUGACAUUCUACGACGUGGUACUGGACUACAUUCUGCUGGAUGCCUUCGAAGACCUGGCUUCUCCGCCGGCUUCAGUGCUGGCCGUUGUUCGCAACCGCUGGCUCUCCGACGGGUUCAAAGAGACGGCCUUAACAACAGCAGUGUGGUCCGUGAUCAAAGCGAAGCGGCGCUACCUACAAUACCAAGACGGUUUCAUGGCCCACUUCUACUCCAUAUCCGAGCACCUUCUACCCGUUCUUGUUUGGGGCUUCCUAGGACCCAGAGAACGGCUAAAAGACGUCUGUGUAUCCUUCCAAUCGGAAAUAGUAGGCUUCAUCACAGACUUAUUCAGUUUCCAGAAGUCUAGGUACACUACUGUGGAAGACCUGGCCGUGGACAUCAUGCAACACGCCAGAACUCGGGCCGCUAACAUCACAGAGAAGUUGUCCGAGCGAAAUUAUUAGAUAAGCUAAAUGUUCAAAUCAUGUCACGGUUUAUGGCCAUAUUGUAUAAGACACUUGUUUCGCAUUUUCCCACAGGCCUAUCUUUCAGAUUUAUUAUUAAGAAACAACUAUUUCAAGCAGAUUGGUUUUCUGCUUCAUAAAUAUGUUUAUUGGAAAGUGCGAAACCAGUAAGGAUAUAUCAAAAUAUAUUAAAUUAUUCAUUAUAGACUCAGGUGUAGGCUUUUCUAGAUGUAAUCGGGAGAUAUCGCAUGGAUUCUAUUAUAAAUGUAUAUCAGCGCCAUCUAGUGUAGAAACACCUAAUGGUGUUUCUACACUAGAUGGCUAGAAUAACUUCAUAUUUUGGUGUUUGUGAGCUUGAGUUAAGAGGUAUAUUACAUUAGUUAAAAACGUCUCUCAUCUACAACUUAAGUAUUUAAAUGCAUUUAUUUCAACGUUUUGUAUCAUAGUUACUUUUUUUAUUGUAUGAAAAUAUAGUUAUUGCAUUUUUAUUCAACGUUUUUAAUUAAAUGUAAUAAAGAGCCUCUUUCUCCAGCGUUACCGUUAAUUAAGUUAUGGGCAGCUCAAUUCUACAGGAUCAUUUCAUUACAUUCGUAUUUACUCAUAAAUAAAAUAAGGAGUAAUAUUCAACAUUCCUGUGUUGACUUGAUGUGCAUUUUUAUGGCCACAGACUAUAAAUUAAAAUAGAUAACACAAAUGUAUCUCUUA